This is a messenger RNA of Stegostoma tigrinum, 7771 nucleotides long. RefSeq names its product sorting nexin-30. The transcript has 9 exons. Lineage: Eukaryota; Metazoa; Chordata; Chondrichthyes; Orectolobiformes; Stegostomatidae. The coding region runs from base 560 to 1723 and encodes 387 amino acids. The record is from RefSeq and is a predicted model, not a curated record. Gene Ontology annotation, molecular function: phosphatidylinositol binding.
GUCUGUGGUUAUGGAUACAGUAGGUAUGGUUUAGUUGAUGGGGUGAGGAGAAAUUGGGAUUUGGGGGAAUGUGGGAUGUUUGGGAUUGAUGGAGUAGGGUUUUCUAGGAUUCUCUUCCAUCAAUAGUGCAUAGAUCAAUAUUUUGCAUUUCUAAUAGCAUCAUUUUGGAAAUGAAUACUCAAAGAUUUGGGUGACCCCCUGCAGUUGUAGGUGUGCAAAUGCACCUGGGUAAAAGCAGGCUGAACUUGAGAGUAGGCAAGGAUGUUUGAAAAUGUUUAGUAGUGCAGUGAGAUUACAUGUGACUGCAGGAGUUGCAUUUUCCUGUUCGAUAGGGGAUCUUUCAGUUUACCUGUGUGGAGAGAGAAAAGGUCAAUACUUAAGGGUGAUCUGUUUUCUGCCUGGAAUUUGGCAGGCAAUCCAUUUGGUGAUUGGUUGAAGUAUAGGUUUUGGCCCCAGGACACAACUAGUGCUUGAAAUAGAGCAGCUGAGUUUCCACGUUCACUGGGGAUACCUCUGUUUAAUAUCUCAUCAGGAGUGUGGUUCUUUGAGUGAGGAUCAAAUGUUACCCAACGGGACACCAGUGGAGACAUCAAGUCCUGCAUCUUCCUCGUCCCUCCUCAAUAGGUUACAACUAGAUGAAGAGCUGGAUGGUGAAACCAAAGAUCUCUUUGUUACAGUGGAUGACCCAAAGAAGCAUGUGUCUGCAAUGGAGACGUACAUUACCUACAGAGUUAUGACAAAGACCACCAGAAAUGAGUUUGAUUUACCAGAGUACACAGUCCGACGUAGAUACCAGGAUUUUGAUUGGCUGAGGACUAAACUGGAAGAAUCUCAGCCGACUCAUCUUAUUCCGCCUCUUCCAGAAAAGUUUGUAGUAAAGGGAGUGGUGGAUCGCUUUUCAGAAGACUUUGUGGAAACUCGAAGGAAAGCCCUGGACAAGUUUCUGAAAAGAAUUGCAGAUCAUCCUGUUCUCUCCUUCAAUGACCACCUCAAUGUCUUUCUCACAGUAAAGGAUCUGAAUCCUUAUAAAAAACAAGGCCUAGCUUUCAUCACAAAGGUGGGGGAGUCUGUAAGAUAUGUUACUGGAGGUUACAAGCUAAGAAGUCGGCCUGUCGAGUUUGCUGCUAUGGGGGAUUACUUGGACACAUUUUCGCAGAAGCUGGGUACAAUUGACCGAAUUGCACAGAGGAUAGUCAAAGAACAAACAGAAUAUUUAGUGGAGCUUAAAGAAUAUGGACCCAUUUAUUCCUCCUGGUCUGCUAUAGAAGAAGAACUCAACAAGCCUCUCAUUGGGGUAUCGAACUGUGUUGGCAGCAACUGCAUAGCCCUGGAAGAUCUAUCUGAGGACAUGUCUGAUGACUUUCUUCCAGUCCUUCGAGAAUAUGUACUGUACAUUGAAUCAAUGAAGAAUGUGCUUCGGAAAAGAGAUCAAGUGCAAGCUGAAUAUGAGGCCAAACUUGAAACUGCUGCUUACAAGAAAGAUGACAAGCAGGGAACGCCAACCAGUGUUGAAAAGUGCCAGGACCGUGUGGAAUGCUUCAAUGCUGAUCUGAAGGCAGACUGGGAUCGGUGGCAAAGCAACAAAAGACAGGACUUUCGACAGCUGUUGAUGGGAAUGGCAGACAAGAACAUCCAGUAUUAUGAGAAGUGCCUUGCAGCAUGGGAGUCAGUUAUUCCUCUCCUACAAGAGAAGCCAGAAGUUACAAGUGAAGACCACUCAUAGCUUCUGCUUUCAUGUUGCCCACUGGCUGUUUUCCCAGUUCACAGUACUGGAAUAUUGCACUUAAGGGGAGUUGGAGGAAACAACGUCACAUAUAGACAGUUUCACGUCAAUAGCACGUUGUACAAGGACACUAACUGUCUGCAGAAGGUUUGCUCUCUGUUCAGUGAAGGAUUUUUGUUUCAUCUGCGUGUUGUCUAAUAGCUCACUUUCAGCAGUCUGAGUACUGGCCACUUAAUGCUGAAUGUUAAUGGCAAUCUUUUGCCUGAGUGACAUGGUUGUGUUCCUUCUAUGUGUUGUAGCUUUUUAAAACUUGUUACACUUAAACAGUCUUGGACACUUCUCAAUACUUUUGAUAGGAUGCUUCAAGGCAUCGAUUUAACCAGUUGAGUGCACUUGGAUGUGGAGGGCUUUUUCACCUGAAGGGUUUGAGUUUGGAACAAGUCUGUCUGGAGGAAAGCUUGAAGCAUUGAUUUAGUGAUUGAAGACACUAAUGCCUCAGACGCAAGAGAAGAAAAUGAAGUACACUUGAUGUAAAUUCCUUUCUAUUUAAUUGUCUUUAUAGUAGUCGCACUCAAUGUUUUCAAGUCUUUGUUCCCUUGUGCAUGUUAGACACUAUAGUAGCAGAGUGCUAAAUAAUCCAGUGAGUCCAUUGUAGUACAGUAUUGGUGAAACCUUUUCUGACCAGCACUAAUUGAGCAUUGACUGACUGCAUUCCUUAAACACAAGUCAUCAAUUUAGUACUGAUCCUCCACCCAUAAUGGAAACAGUUGUCUAAUUUGUGUAUUUUCCUAUUCCUGAAUUUUGCCAAGGUUUUUAUUUUCACUUUUGUAAAAUUUGACAUCGUUAAUGUGCUAUCUAUGUAAUGUGUUUAGUCUGUAAAAAUGGAGUUGGUUUAUAAAAUGUCCUUUUGAUAAAUGCUUUCAGGGCAAGGCAAGAAGAAAUCCUAUCACUUGCUUGCCCUUUUGAGACUUGUUUGUAUGUAAAUUUAAGUGAGUAUUCCACAUAUUUAAAGAUGAGAAGAUAUUAUUAGGUAUCAGAUCACCCAGGGAACAAACAGUUACUGAAUUGAGUGUAUACCAAGUGCCUUUGUUGCAUGUAACAUUUUGUAUAAGCUGAAAUUUUGUUUAUUUUGGGCUAAAUUUUGAGCAACCUUAGCUGUGUUUCCGUCAUUGCAGUACACAACUCCUGAAAUAGGAAAAGUUGCCAACUUGCAUGGUUAUAUUGCUGCUUUUGUGCCAGCUGUAAGAGAUUUAGUUUGGUUUGUCCCCCCAUUAAGUCUGAGUAUAAUACCUUUUCUAAAUGAACAAGAAUAUCAUUCAACAAUUUAAAAAGAAAUCUUUUAUUUUGUUCUUGAAGACAUCAAGCAGAAUUAAGACUAAUGGCAGAGUUGAGGAGGGGGUGGUGAACACAUUUAAUCUUGCCCCGAUGUAGUUGUGCAUUGAUAUCUUAGUUAGAAGACUAAGUAGGCAUCUGAACUCUCUAGCUUGGUUAGUUGCAUUCUGCAGUAGAAAUGCUGAAAACAGUCCACAAAAUUGAAGCUAGCAAAAAAUAACUUAAAUUAUUUUUUGCCCAGGCAACUUCUAAAAUGGCUAAAGUUUGAGUUGUGUGCUUUUCUUUGAACAGUUCAAUGCAUUAAAACGAAUGCUGAAGUAUUUGGGGGGCCGUCCCACCAGUUCCUGCUUUUUAUUUUUGAAGUGUUAAUAUCAUGAAUGGAUUUGUCUUCAAUUCACUGGUCCAAUUUAAAUUGAAAUUAUUUCCUACUUAAAUUGGUGUGUAGUUUUUAUCCAAUUCCGGUUCCAUGCAUAAGGUCUGCUCUCCAAACCCCUCUGCCUACCUGACCACCACCACCAACUCUUUGUAGAGUUGACUGGGGAAGAUAAUGCACUUUAAAAGCAUCAAAUAAUAUUCAUGACUUGGAAGGGAAUUUUCAUUCAGAUGAGUGUCUGUCUGAAUGUCUUCAGGGUGACUGUUUUGGUGGCAGAUUUGCAAAUCAUGUACUAAUCUUGUAAAAGUUAACUUUUUUCUUCUGAACCUGAAAAUGGAUUACUUUGUACUACACUGUGUAAUUCUACUUUGUGCCAAAACUUUAAUAUGUACAUAAGUUUUCUGAGGAUGCCCAGGUAGGCAAUGCGAUCAAGUCAACAACAUUUCGGUAAGUUAGUGUGGAGCAAAUAAAACACUGGAAGCCAUUUGAAAAUGGCAAAAGCAGUAUGGACAAGUAACAUUGCACAUGGUGCUCUGAAAUAUUCCUUCUCAGUGGGGUUUUUCUGCUGCUAACUUCUGGAAUGUGCUAACGUUGUAACUAAAACUCUAAUGCCCUAAAUUACAACUGGGGUUGGGUUGCAAAGGUACAUUGCUGUCGAAGAACAAAUUCCAGUGCAGUGUUCAAUACUGGCAAGCUUGCAUUGUGUACAGCCCACUAACCAUUGACUAAAACUUGUUGGCACAAAUUGUGAGGGGAAAAGGUCCUUGUUUCAUGGUAUUAAUGUGUCCAUGCAUUGAGACUUUCUGUAUUCUGGAUUAUUACAGUUUUUUUUAAACAUGGCAUUCACGAUUUUAGCAGUGUCUGUAUUGAAGCUUCUAAUUGAUAUUGGAUUAAUUGAAGUGAUUGCAGUCCUCCCUUUUGAGGACAUUUGUUUACUGUGAAUCAUAAAGCAUGAAGUUUUGAAACAGAUCAUGAAGGAGUCAACUUGGUAAAAUCAACAUGGUUCAUGGAAUAUUGUACUCUUUCCCUAACACCAGUUUGUUUUUUGUGCUAUGCUAACAGCAACAGUUUUCCAAUCCAUAUUGUACCUGUGAAUUUUUUGAACACUAUAUUGAAUAAACUUGAGUAUACUGUUGGCAUUCAAAAUUUGUACUGUUGUUGUGUAGAGCAGAAUUCCCCCAGGAAUUAAAAUCUCUUUAGAUGCACAGGCAUUUAUUCAAUCCAUCUUGUGAAUUGCUACAUGAUUUUCAAACUGGGCUGAAUUUGAGGCAUCUGACUUCAUGAAUGAUGAAGCAGCUGGCAAAUCGCCCCCUGUGAGUGAGUGUCAAUUGGCCGAUACCAAUGGAAGUAUCCACAAUCAGUUAUUGCCACCAUUACACAGAGGAACUAUAAAAUAUUUAUUUUGGUUUCGGUGUUGAACACCUGAUUUGCAUAAAUUUUAAGCUGUUGCAAAACAAGUAUUGGUUAAAGGAGUAUCUGUCUGUGGAAUUAGGAUAUCCCUCUAUUUGGGUAGAGGGAUAUCCUACACUUCGCUUCUUUUUAUUACUCAUUUUUGAUUAUGGGUGUUGCUGUAAUCAAUUCCCCUUAAGUUGAGUGGGCAGUUUGUCAACCAGAAUACUGUAUCUAAAUUCACAGGGCACACCAGGUAAAUGCCCUUCACCUCAGGUGCAUGAGUAAACCAGAUGGAUUUUUGCAAGAAUUGAUAGUUUCUCGGCUUCUGGACUGAAUUUCUUAUUUUACCUGAAAUUAGAUUUUACCAGCUGUUGUAUUGAUGAGUGACUGCCUUUCAGGGUUGCUUGAGCCUUUGGAUUACUAGCCCAAUAACACUGUCACUGUCACACUUUUUUGUGCUCCCCAGACAGUGUGCUACUCCAGUCUUUCCACUCACUUAUCUCUGUCUCAUGGACCAUUUUGCAGAGGCUGGUUUUGUAAUUUCUUGCAGAGGAGAAGUGACCAGAUUCUUCUCGGACAAAUUUUGUCUAUAAUUGUCAGUGUUGGGGGCAUGUCACUGAGGAAUUUGAAUAUUUGGAAAUUAACAAAGGAUUGUUGCUAAUGCUUUUCAUCUUGCAUACAUUUAGUCAUCAAUGCAUUCAUUAGGUCAAACAACAAAAUAGCAAAAGUCAAACUCGGACCAAUACUUGUUACAUGAUGUUGCUCAGGUUGUCGACCCCAGCACUGGCUAAGUUGGUAUGUAUAUUGCCAAUUUUGAACAAGUUUAGAUGCCCCUUCAAUAUGUGCUCAACAACUACAAAUCCUACUGAAGUGGUUGGCUUGCAAAAUUCAAAACUAAAUUGCUGUAUGUGAUUAAGAUUUAACAGCAUUUUGCUCAACAAUCUUGAGUGAGUUAAUAGCUACAUGCUUCAUUUGAACUCACCAUGGCUCAAUUUUAUGCUUGCCGGAAGCAACACAUAUACAGGCAUCCGUUGUCUGCCAACAAAUCCAAUACAUCCCUUUUUUCUUUGAAUUACUUGUGGGCUUGGAGUUUCCCAUUGCUUUCUCUAUUGGUGGUGUGUGCAGUGUUACAACUGAUGUUUCCUUCUCAUUGUGUUUAUAACUUUUUGUUUUAAAAACUUGAAAGACUGGAUUGACGGGUCCAUUAGUCUAAAACUGCAUUGAUUGUAGAGCAAUAAUCGGAGGUUUCCAAUUGAGUUUAACAAAGCAGGACGUUAAGUUUUUUUUUUGGUCUGAACUCCAGUUCAUGGAAGCAAAACAUAUGCCCUCAAUCCCCCCCACACAAACCACUUUUAAGAGUAGGUGGGUUUGACCAAAUACUAAGGAAAGAGUUCUGUUUGCAGCAGGUAGUUUGUUCCUGCUGCAGGACUUGUGCAAUUUUCCUAACUGAAUGUGGCCAAAGUGUUCUUGGUUUUUUUCUUUUGCCUUCUGGCAGUGUUGCUAUGGAAAUCAAAAGGUUUUUUCUUAUGGAAUUCUGCCUGAUUUUGGUGACUUAAACAUUUUGAAGCUUGUCAAACAGCCCUAGCUUCUCUCUUAGAAUGGAGACUGAGUAGCUUUGCCUCACGACUGUUUUAAUUUUUGCCAGUCCAAAUAUUGUAGUAAAUCCAAUAAGUUUUUAGAAGUAUAAAAAUCCCUUGUCAAUACAUGUGAAGCUGGAAAAGCUUAGCAUAUCAGCAUCUGAGGAGCAGGAAGGUCAAUGUUUUGGGCUGAACCCCUUUGAGACAGGGAAGGGGAACCCAGAAGCACAUCGAGUGCUGGUAGUUCGAGGAGAGUGUAAGUGGGAUGGUGAUAGGUGAAUGCUGCUUGGGGGGGUUUUUAAUGAUUGGUUAGUGGGAAGGGUGGAGCAGAUGGACAAGUCCGGCCCUCCUCAACCUGACAUGGGGUAAGGCUGGUUUUGGAGGGAUUUUGAAGCUGGUGAGGUCAAUAUUUAGGCUGUUGGGCUGUAAGCUGUCAAGGUAAAAUAUCGGGCAUUCCUUCAGUUUACACUUGGCCUCAUUCUGACAUUAGAGGCCAAGGAUGGACAUGUUGCUGGGCAAGUGGUUGUGGGGGUGGGGGCAGGAGAAGAUGAGGAAUUAAUGGAUGGUAACUGGACGGUUGGGUUAGUCGAGUGGUAUGUGCAGAGCAGGUUGGACGAUGUGCAGGUGAUUCUCUAGAUCUGGAAGGGCUUUGGGGCCUUGGACAGAAGUGAGGGGCAGGUAUUGCACCUGUUGUGGUGGCCGGGAAAGAUACCAAAUGUGGUGGAGAAGUUGGUGUGGAAUGUAGAGUUGACAAGAGAGUCGCAAAAUGGAAGGUCCCCAGCAGAAAGUGGACAGAUGGGAAGGGAAAUAUCGUUUUUGGUGUGGCCUCAUUUUGUAUUUCCUGUACCUAAUAAUAAUGCAUGUUCCAAAAGGUGGUUUUGAUUAACUCCCUUCCGCACGGUUUAUCCUACUUGUAGCUUCAUGUCCCUACGCAGCACUUUGGCUAUAUUUUUCAUGACCUGCUUCUAACUGAUUUUUGGGUGCAUGACUUGAUGCUGCUUUUAAUAUCAUAGGAAGUACUUUUCUGCAUUCUUCAGAUUUCUUGUCUAUUGAAGUCAGCAUAGACCCAGUCUCCAAGAAGUACAUUGACUGCCAUUUUGCAUCACCAUUGCAAAUUAGCAUCCCUUUGUUUUCAGGAGAUGUCUUUUCUCAAGUUGUCACUGCUUUUGUUAAGUUUGAAAUGCACGUUUGGUAUUGCAAAUCUUCAGGACAGCUGUCGUCUUGCUGUAGCGUAAUUUGUUAUUUGGAAAUUUUAGGAGCUCUUGCAUUUGUCCUGUUUGAGUGCAAGACCAACUUUAUUAACUACAUUUAGUGCAUGUAAAUGCAUCAUUAGUGUAAGAUCAGCUGAUUUAACAUGUUUUUCUUUAUAUUAUU